This is a messenger RNA of Aspergillus tanneri, 1815 nucleotides long. RefSeq names its product dolichyl-P-Glc:Glc(2)Man(9)GlcNAc(2)-PP-dolichol alpha-1,2- glucosyltransferase (gene alg10). Gene Ontology annotation, cellular component: endoplasmic reticulum. Bases 1 to 1815 code for a protein of 604 amino acids. Gene Ontology annotation, biological process: dolichol-linked oligosaccharide biosynthetic process; protein N-linked glycosylation. The transcript is spliced from 3 exons. NCBI's taxonomy places the organism in Eukaryota, Fungi, Ascomycota, Eurotiomycetes, Eurotiales, Aspergillaceae. The record is from RefSeq and is a predicted model, not a curated record. Gene Ontology annotation, molecular function: dolichyl pyrophosphate Glc2Man9GlcNAc2 alpha-1,2-glucosyltransferase activity.
AUGAAUUCGGCCAAACCUGAGUCGGACCUGGCUCGUGCAGCCCGCUACGCUGUUCCUUUUAUUCUGGUGCUGAUUCCCAUCUGGAUGUCCCGAAUCAAUGCGGUUGUUCCAGAACCUUACUUAGACGAGGUUUUCCAUGUUCCCCAGGCUCAGGCGUAUUGGCGUCACAGGUGGACGCACUGGGAUCCCAAGAUCACGACUCCUCCUGGCUUGUAUCUGUGGUCUUAUGUUCUCUGCGCUGGGAUUCUGGCCCUCCGAGGCUCCCCCAUGGAGCUCGACCCUGAAGCUCUGCGGUCGACCAAUGUGGUGGCCGGUGCUGUCGUCUUACCUUUGAGACUGCAAACGCUGCUGGAUACUCUGCGGAAGCAACGUAAUACACGACCCGCGGGCGCAUGGCUGAGCCAUACCGUUUUGAACAUCUGUCUCUUCCCGCCGUUGUUCUUCUUCUGCGGUCUGUAUUAUACUGACGUUCUUGCUCUCCUGGCGGUAAUUGAAGUCUACAACUGGGACUUGAAGCGCUCGUCGACGAUUACAACUAUUCUAAGUCGGCAUAUCGUGUUUCUCGUGCUAGGGUUAGUGGCGUUGACUUUCAGACAAACCAACAUUUUCUGGGUGUCGGUAUUCCUGGGCGGACUGCAGGUGGUCCGGGCAUUGAACAGGUCCGUUAGUAAUGCCGGGAAAGGAUCGAAGAAAGAACUGUAUGAUCCCUUAGUGUCGGAGGCUUCUUUUACGGACUAUUUCCGAACCUCCUUUUUCCUCGCCAGUGCGGCUCUGGGCAAUUUGGGCGCGGUUUUUCUGGCGGUGAUCCCGUAUCUUGUCAUACUUGCAGCCUUCGGUGGAUUUGUGGUGUGGAAUAAUGGGGUUGUCUUGGGACAUAAAGAGUUCCACUCUGCAGAAUUACACUUGGCGCAGAUGCUCUAUAUCUGGCCAUACAUCCUGUUCUUCUCGUGGCCCAUCCUUGUGACGCCGAUCCUCAACAUAGUGCUCCCCAAGUCGUGGUUGCCCAAGGUUCUGGACUAUGGCUUCUCGGAAAAGCAAAGGAAGCUCCCUAAGUUCUGGACGGCGCUCGUGGUCAUCCCGGUGAUGCUGGCAGUCGUACACUUCAACACGAUCGUCCAUCCGUUCACACUAGCUGACAACCGCCAUUAUGUUUUCUAUGUUUUUCGUCUUCUCUUGCGGACUCACCCUGCCGUCAGAUAUGCGGCCACUGUCGUCUACUUUAUUUGCGGCUGGGCUGCCAUUUCCGCAUUUGGAUUCUCGAUUAUCCCAUCCGCUCCCCAGCUGAUUUCGGUCCCGCCAUCUGCUCCUCAAUCCCCGACGAAGAAAGUACCCAAGGAAACAGGGCCGAAGCAGAAGCCGGACCGCAAAUUGAAGACUACCAAGAAGACGGCCCCUGUGUCCUCGAAGCCCCAGCCGCAGCCGAUCAGUCCCGAGGCGUACGCUAAGAUCCAAGAACAUAUUCUCCGACGACAAAAGCAACAGCAGAACGCGCCGCGGGUGAGCUUCGUUCUCGUUUGGCUUGCAGCCACGGCCCUAUCUCUCGUCACGGCGCCUUUGGUCGAGCCGCGAUACCUGAUUAUUCCCUGGGUGAUGUGGCGGUUGCAUGUGCCGCCACAGGUGAAGCUGCUGAAAUACCGUCAGAAGCGCCCGCGUGAUGCGAAGGAGGUGCUUUCUGAGGAGAUUGCCACGAAUUUCCCCUUGUUCUUGGAAACGAUCUGGUUCCUGCUCAUCAAUGGCGUGAUGGGAUAUAUGUUCCUUUACCAAGGGUUUGAGUGGCCCCAGGAACCGGGCAAGGUCCAGCGGUUUAUGUGGUAG